AUGCGUGACUUCAAAAUACAUGUUUGUGAUUAUUGGAGAAACUUGACUCCUCGGAGCAUAAUAUUUAGGCAUGGCGAAGGUUGUGAUAAGGCUGUCAUCAAUUGUGAUUAUUCUUUUCAAGGACUAAUUGUUGUUACUUGUUCAAAGGAAUCCCCAAGUUUUAAUUUGUAUGUUGAGGAGGCUUUUAAUGGUGGUGCUUGUACCUCUUCGUCUGGUCUUUCUACGCAGUCGCUCAGUGACGAUGAAUGUAGUGGGUUUACUGAGAAUUCAAAGAUCAAAUACUUGACGGAAGGUCAUGAGGAAUUAAAACCUCUUUUAUCUGCAAGGUGGGAAGAUAUUUUUAAAGGUGUUGGUCAAGUUUUUCAUGGUGGUGUUGACGAGGUUCGGUUAGAUGUCAGCAAAUAUUGCAUGAAAUCUGGUUACAUAGUUGCAAAGAUUAAAAAUGAUAGACAUAGGUUCACAGUAAAUUGUGGUAGGGAUGCAGAAAAGUGUCCUUGGUAUCUGCACUGUAUUCCAUUUGAUACCCAAAAAAAUGUCUUUGCUAUCAAGGAAUUUAACAGAGAGCAUAAAUGUGGUGGUGCUUACAAUCUGAAGGAACCACUUGUGAAGAAGAAAUUGAUAAAGCAUCUGUUCAAGGAUCAAAUACAGUCUAACCCGUCUUUAAAGCCUAAUGAUAUGGUUGCUCAGGUAAAGAGUUGUUAUGGUAUUAACAUAAAAUACCACCAUGCAUAUCAAGGGAAGGAAGCAUCUAAGGCAGAAAUAGAUGGCGAUGAUGUAAAAAGUUAUACAGAUCUUGUUUGGUAUGUUGAAGCAAUAAGGGAUACCAAUCCUAGCAUCUAUAUUAAGUUUGAAUAUGAUAACGAGACUCAACGUUUUCAGAGGCUUUUCAUAUGUUUUGCUUCCUGUAUGGAAGGAUACCGGUUCAUUCGUCAUAUGCUUUACUGUGAUGCAACAUUUCUCACUGGGAGAUUCAAGGGAACAUUGAUGGCUACCACUGGUGUGAAUGGGAACCAAGGUUUCUUCCGUUUUUUGUUUGCUUUACUUCCUUCUGAAGACAUCGAUGGUUGGGAUUGGUUUAUGGAAAACUUGCAGCAUUGUGUUGACCCUCUUCCUAUCACCUUUAUCACUGAUCGUCAUGAAGGGCUGAAGCAAAGUAUUCCCAAGUAUUUUCCCAACUCUUUUCAUAGUUAUUGUUUCUAUCAUUUGAAGAAUAACCUCCCCAUCAAGAAAUCACAUGAGAAGUAUAAACAAGUUAUUGAUUUGUUCCAUAAAGCUGCAUACUGCUACAUCGUUGCCAAAUAUGAGUCUGCUUUGAAUGAAAUGUCCACCAUAAGAUGUGACUGGGUUGCCAAGGAUCUGCCUCCAUCAGCUCUUGUUGAUGAACUCAGGAUAAAGAUUAUGAGGAUGAGUUCAAAAAGGCGUGAGCUUGGUAGAACUUAUCAAGAUAGUUUGACUCCCAUCUACAAAGAUUUAAUGAAGUCAGAUUUUGAUGUAGGUCGUCCAUGGAAUGUUACUGAGUCAGGUAAUGGUAUAUAUGAGGUUCACUCUCCCAGCUCUCAUGUUGUUGAUCUGAUGCAGAUCACGUGCACUUGCCAGAGAUGGAAGGUGUUCGGUUUCCCCUGUGCUCACGCCACGGCUUCUAUUACUAUGAGUGGUAUUGAUAUUUUGAUGUUUAUUCAGCCUUACUUUGGUUCGAACCAUUUCCGCAACACUUAUGCUCCUUCAAUUCGUCCAAUUCCCAACUACGACAGGCCAGAGGCGUAUGAACCUGAAGAGAGAGUCCUUCCUGGUAUUCCAAGGAUACCUCCAGGUAGACCGCCAAAGAAACGUAUUCGCAGUGCCUAUGAGAAGGAAAUGAGGCCUAUGAAGUGCUCCAAUUGCAAGAAGAUUGGUAACCACAACAAAGCUACCUGUCGUGUAUUAAUGCUGGAGUAG
Molecule: messenger RNA, 1935 nt
Organism: Papaver somniferum (opium poppy)
Lineage: Eukaryota; Viridiplantae; Streptophyta; Magnoliopsida; Ranunculales; Papaveraceae
Exons: 3
Coding region: 1-1935 (644 amino acids)
Molecular function (GO): zinc ion binding
Source: RefSeq, a predicted model, not a curated record